This is a messenger RNA of Lytechinus variegatus (green sea urchin), 2781 nucleotides long. It is a transcript of the gene d2hgdh, whose product is annotated as D-2-hydroxyglutarate dehydrogenase, mitochondrial-like. Bases 81 to 1760 code for a protein of 559 amino acids. Gene Ontology annotation, molecular function: catalytic activity; FAD binding. Lineage: Eukaryota; Metazoa; Echinodermata; Echinoidea; Temnopleuroida; Toxopneustidae. The record is from RefSeq and is a predicted model, not a curated record. The transcript is spliced from 9 exons. Gene Ontology annotation, cellular component: mitochondrion.
UUUUAAUUGUCAUCCAUUGCAUUGCAUUUUCUGACUUGAUGACAUUGAAUUUUAAAGCUCAGCCAGCCAACCAGUGAAACAUGAAUUUGUCAGCCAAUGUAACUAGAAUCUUAUCCCGUGCAAGGAGAAACCUCCUGUCAUUAGAUCCAGAAGGACGAUUAGCCCAUUAUUGCACCAGGAAUAGAACCUUGAGACUGAGAGUACAUCAUGGUACCACGUCACAUCAAGAUAUCAAUGUCAACAGAUCAUCUAGAUCAUCAUAUCAUCAGGUUAGGAGACACAUCUCUUCAUCCAUCCAUUUACAUGGUGCAUCGUCAGAUGUACCUCUGACAAGAGACAGGUUUCCUGAUCUAGCCAGGGGCAGGUUCUCUCAGCUAACUGACGCUGAUGUAGCCUACUUUGACAAUCUUCUCGAGGGUAGAAUUAUCACCGAUCAGGACGAGCUGGAAGGAGCUAAUACAGACUGGCUUAGGAUAUGUAAAGGUUCAAGUCGUCUUUUACUGAGGCCCAAGACGACUGAUGAGGUAUCCCAGAUUCUUUCCUACUGUCAUUCAAGAAACCUAGCAGUCGUACCACAGAGUGGCAACACCGGUCUCGUUGGGGGGAGCAUUCCUUUGUUUGACGAGAUCAUCAUAUCUACGACUCUCAUGAACCAAAUCAUCAAUAUUGAUGACACCUCAGGUGUUUUGGUAGCUCAGGCUGGGUGCGUCCUGGAGAAGCUAGAUGAAGCUGUCAGCGAGAAAGGCCUAGUCAUGCCCCUGGACCUGGGUGCCAAGGGCAGCUGCUGUAUUGGCGGCAAUGUUUCAACCAACGCUGGAGGGCUGCGCUUGUUAAGAUACGGAUCUCUGCAUGGUACAGUCUUGGGUAUUGAAGCAGUGCUUGCAGACGGUAGGAUCGUGGACUGCUUGACGUCACUAAGUAAAGACAAUACAGGCUAUGAUCUGAAGCAGUUGUUCAUUGGCUCUGAGGGAACGUUGGGGGUUGUGACUGGUGUGGCUAUCAAAUGCCCUCAGAGACCUAAAGCAGUCAACUUAGCUUUUCUAGGUGUGACAGAUUUUGAAAAUGUAAAGAGGACUUUCAAGGAGAGUAAGAAGAAUUUGAGUGAAAUCUUAUCGGCUUGUGAGAUCAUGGAUCAUGCGUCAAUGCAGGUGGUUGUUAAUCAGCUUGGUCUUACUAAUCCCGUCUCGGAGCAUCCAUUCUAUAUGUUAAUUGAGACAUCAGGAUCAAACAGUACUCACGACGAAGAGAAACUCAAUACAUUCCUGGAAGAUGCCUUGUCCACCGGCUUUGUCUCUGAUGGCACGGUUGCUACGGAUGUAUCCAAGAUCACGGCGCUGUGGAGCUUGCGUGAACGCAUCGCAGAAGGCUUACUAAAGUUGGGAUGGUGCUUCAAGUACGACCUAACAGUCCCUAUCAACGACUUCUACCGACUAGUCGAGGAAACCCGCCAUCGUCUCGAUGGCACCAACGCCACAGUGGUUGGUUACGGUCAUGUCGGAGACGAAAACCUCCACUUGAACGCCGUCAUGCCCGAGUAUGAUGCCAACGUCCACGCACUCCUGGAACCGUUUGUUUAUGAGUGGACGUCGGAACGAAGGGGAAGUGUAAGUGCAGAGCAUGGGUUGGGAUUCUUGAAGAGGAAUUAUAUUGGGCUGUCCAAGACGGCUGAAGCAGUUGAUAUCAUGCAAGGGAUGAAGAGUUUACUCGAUCCCAAAGGAAUCUUGAAUCCAUACAAAGUCCUUCCUCUGACAAAGUCAUGAAACUCAUGAAUGACUCAUGAUAUCGCCUAGAUGCUUUUUACAGUCAGCGAGAGCGGUAUUUGAAAAUCAAUUUACUUCCAAGCCUUCUGUGAUUGAAUAAAGAAUGCGGGAAGACAGAGAGAAAUUUGAGGUUUGGAUCCAGAGAGAUACGGGUAACAGAUUACACAUGAUAACCUGUGGUAAUGAUUUCAAAAUUAGUUCCAGCCUAAUCUAAUAGAAUCUAUGGGAAUGUGGGCCAUAUGAUUCUGGUAGAAAGUGUGUAAUUGCUGACAUAUGAGCAAAAAGGAGCACAGCAUUCUAGCCAGGUCUUUUUUUUUUUCAAGCAAUAAUUGUACCACAUGUGCUUGUCUGUGUUGGCCAUUUUCGGUGUGAUUUUUUUUCAGCUUUGUAGAUUCCAUGAUUUCACAAAGUUGAAAAUGCACCAAACCUACAUCUUGUUGUGGUCAUAAUUAAUAAUGAGCUACAUGCAAGUAGCAUGUUGACGACCAAAUUUGAUCUUAUCAAGUGAUGAUGCCAUUAUGUGGUAAGUGAAUAUGACUUGUUCAAUAAAAUUUCUCUCUCUUUUUGAUUGCUAGGGGUGGGAUAGAUGAUAAUGAUUAUAUUGGAUGGCUUUAUUUCAUGAAAUACCAGAAAUAUUCCACUCGUUAAGGCCAAUAUUUUCCCGAGCUCUUGGAAUAUUUCUGGUAUUCCAUUCUGAGCAUUCCAAUAUAAUAUAAAUGUCUUUUUUGUAUUUGAAGUAUUGGAUCAGCUUAAAAACUGAAUAUUGAGAGUGAUUUAAGUCAUUUAAGAAACGUUUAGAUAAUUCAUGAUUUGAGAGUAAUUUGAAUUGCUGAAGAAACUUUAGAGCAGUCUUAAUUUGAAUAUGGUUCAAGUCGGUAGAGGUUAAUUGUCAAUCCUAAAUUUGAGAGUUAUUCCAGUCACUUGAGAAAUUUUUGGUGAAGGAUCAGAGAUUUCUAAAUCAAUCAAGCAUUAAUGCGUAAUAGCCAAGAAAUAUAUUUAUAUAUAUACAUAUAUAUAUAUA